This is a messenger RNA of Neofelis nebulosa (Clouded leopard), 2096 nucleotides long. RefSeq names its product acyl-coenzyme A thioesterase 1-like. Gene Ontology annotation, biological process: fatty acid metabolic process; acyl-CoA metabolic process. Gene Ontology annotation, molecular function: fatty acyl-CoA hydrolase activity. The transcript is spliced from 3 exons. NCBI's taxonomy places the organism in Eukaryota, Metazoa, Chordata, Mammalia, Carnivora, Felidae. Bases 1 to 1374 code for a protein of 457 amino acids. The record is from RefSeq and is a predicted model, not a curated record.
AUGGUGGCCUCCUCUGCGGCUAUGCUGCGAGCUUCUGGACUCCGCCGAUGGGGUCAGCUGCCAGGCUCUCCAAAGCUAUGGUCUGGUGGCCGGGUCUCGUGGACACCUGCCCGGAGGACAGCGACCUGGCGCCUGGAGCCCGCGGGCCGCGGCUGCUGGGACGAACCCGUGCACAUCGCGGUGUGCGGCCUCGCUCCGGGACAGCCCGUCACGCUGAGCGCGUCCCUGCGCGACGAGAAGGGCGCUCUCUUCCGGGCCCGCGCGCGGUACCAAGCGGACGCCGGCGGCCUCCUGGACCUGGCGCGCGCGCCAGCGCUGGGCGGCAGCUUCACGGGGCUCGAGCCCAUGGGGCUGCUCUGGGCCCUGGAGCCCGAGAAGCCCUUGGUGCGGCUGGUGAAGCGGGACGUGCAGACGCCCUUCGCGGUGGAGCUGGAGGUGCUCGAGGGCCACGAGCCCGACGCCGGGCGGCUCCUGGGCCGAGCGGUGCUGGAGCGCGACUUCCUGCGGCCGGGGAUGCGGCGGGUGCCGGUGCGCGCGGGCCGGGUGCGCGGCACGCUCUUCCUGCCGCCCGAACCUGGGCCCUUCCCUGGGAUUGUGGACAUUUUUGGAGCUGGAGGUGGCCUUCUGGAAUAUCGAGCUUGUCUGCUGGCUGGCAAGGGUUUUGCUGUGAUGGCUCUGGCUUAUUAUAACUAUGAAGACCUCCCCCGGGGCAUUGAGACCCUCCACCUGGAGUACUUUGAAGAAGCUGUGAACUACCUGCUGGAUCAUCCUGAGGUAAAGGGUCCAGGAGUUGGGCUGCUUGGGAGUUCCAAAGGAGGUGAUCUCUGCCUCUCCAUGGCCUCGUUCCUGAAAGGCAUCACCGCCGCCGUCAUAAUCAAUGGCUCUGUGGCCAAUGUGGGGGGAACCUUACACUACAAGGAUGAAACUUUGCCUCCUGUGGGCUUCGACCAAAGUCGCAUCAAGCUGACCAGAGACGGCUUGGCAGACAUUCUGGAUGUGCUGAACAGCCCUUUGGAGGGACAUGACCAGAAGAGUUUCAUUCCUGUGGAAAGGGCUGAGAAUGCCUUCCUGUUCCUAGUAGGUCUGGAUGACCACAACUGGAAGAGUGAAUUCUAUGCUAAUGAGGCCUCUAAGCGCUUACAGGCCCAUGGUAAGGAAAAGCCGCAGAUCAUCUGUUAUCCUGGGGCAGGGCACUAUAUUGAGCCUCCUUACUUCCCCUUGUGCCAGGCUUCCCUACACACCUUGGUGGGUGGUCCUGUCAUCUGGGGAGGGGAGACCAGGGCUCAUGCCAUGGCCCAGGUGGAUGCUUGGAAGCAGCUCCAGACCUUCUUCCACAAACACUUGGGUGGGGGAAAGUCAGACAGACUCUCUUGAAGACAUAACCCAGUAUUUGAAGGUUGUGAGGGUGAGACUUUUAUAUGCUAAAAAGUAUCAGUUAAAGUCAAUUCUAUCUGAGGUAUUAUGCUAACACUUUUGGGUUUUUAUUCCUUUCUCUUUAAAUAACAUUACUGUUAAAAAUAGUCUCUGUGGGGAAUAAGUUUAGGAAUUCCCUGAGCUUGCACCAAUGGGUUAACAAGGUUUAGGAUGAAAGUAUCCAAAGUAAACAGGGCGAAAGCACCUCCAGCAUAGUACAAAAGCAUAAGAAUGGGAAGCCACAGAAUGAAAGCAUCCAAGAUUAGGUCAACAGGGAAAAGCGCUCCCAGCAUAGUACAAAAGCAGAAAGCUGCUUUCACAGGAAGGAAUGUCCAGAAUAGGUCAACAGGGCUAUAGACAGCAGCAGGGUGAAGCUGCCCAGAGUGGAGCUAAUUAGCCAAAGAAAGGUGCCUUGUUGACCCUGAGGUAGCCUGCUGUAUCUGUCUUCUCCCUUAGGCAAGUUAAGAUAAACAGACACAGAGCCUCAUGCCUGUGUAAACAACCAUCUGCUCAGCGGAAAAGGUUUUGUUUUGUAUUGACCCAAACCCUUAACACUACAUAUCUUUGAAACCCCCUUUCUCUCACACACAUGAGUUAAUGUUCAUGGUUUCAUGGUCUCUUUCUGCAUGUUCAUCACUUUUGUAAGCGUUCUGAUCCUAAUAAAAACAGAGCAAAGAUCCUUA